AUGCCUCGCAAGAGAAAAAGCAAUUUGGGUAGAAAAACAAAUAAUGCCAAGAGACAAAAAUUGUGUGUAUCCACGGAAUCAGUUGAUUAUGAUGAUUCGGACUCUGAUGAUGGUGUACAUAGCAAUAAUGAGUCGACAAUUUUAAGUUCCGUUGUGGUUGAAGAUUAUGCACGACCUUCAACCAGUCGAGAGCGUGUCGCCCUAUUUAGGUCUCAGCAGAAUGAAAAAGAACGUGAAAGCAGGCGAGACACUGAACGUUUAAGAUUUAGCCAAAGAAUACAAAAUGAGACGGAAGAGGAGCGAGAAGCUCGACGGAACAGGGACCGAAUACGGCACGUCCAGAGAAAAGAAAAUGAGACAGAAGAGGAGCGAGAUGCACGUCGGUGCAGCAACCGAAUACAGCAAGUUCAGAAGAGGGGAAACGAGACAGAGGUUGAGCGAGAAGCACGUCGGAACAGUGACCGAAUACUACACGUUCGGGGGAGGGAAAACGAAACAGAGGAGGAGCAAGAAGCACGUCGGGAGAGUGACCGAAUACUACAUGUUCAGAGGAGGGAAAACGAGACAGAUGAGAAGCGAGAAGCACGUCGGAACAGUGACCGAAUAAUACACGUAAGGAAGAGGGAAAAUGAAACAGAGGAGGAGCAAGAAGCACGUCGGGAGAGUGACCGAAAACUACAUGUUCAGAGGAGGGAAAACGAGACAGAUGAGGAGCGAGAAGCACGUCGGAACAGUGACCGAAUACGACACGUACGGAAGAGGGAAAACGAAACAGAGGAGGAGCAAGAAGCACGUCGGAACAAUGACCGAAUAUUACACGUCCAGAGAAGGGAAAACGAAACAGAGGAGGAGCAAGAAGCACGUCGGGAGAGUGACCGAAUACUACAUGUUCAAAGGAGGGAAAACGAGACAGUGGAGGAGGGAGGAGCACGUCGAAACAGUGACCGAAUCCUACACGUUCGCAGGAGGGAAAAUGAAACAAGAGAAGAGAGAGAAAGUAGGCAAGAACGAGAUAGAGUUCGGCAAAACCAACGUAGGAAUAAUGAAACUCCUGAAGAGCGGGAAGCUAGACAUAUAAUCGACAAUGAUAGGUACCGUCGCACUGUUGAAGAGCAAACUCUACUUUUGCAUGACGAGGCGACCCGAGUGGAGGAACUUCGAGCAAGCCAGGACAUUGCUGACAGAAAUGCCCGUGUUGCCGCUGAUUCUGAAAGACAUAGGGUGAACAGAGUCGUUGAGAGCGACGCAGAAAGACAAACUAGGAUCGCGCGGGAAAGAACUCGGCAUGUCGAAAGAAAUUUAACAGAAUGGCGAGACACACACAACAGUGGAUUCCAAUAUGAUCCUUUUACACGUUACAGUGAAGCUGCCAAUAUUGGAGAUUUUGAUAAAGUUUGUAGGUUUUGUCACGCUUUGAGUUGGUCAAAGGAACCACGUGGAAUAUGUUGUGCUUCUGGUAAAGUGUCCAUACCGUCUAUUUUGGAAGCACCUGAGCCGCUACGUACAUGGAUAUCGGACGAAUCACCUCAAUCGCGAAAUUUUCUUAGACAUAUCAGGGCCUACAAUAGUGCGUUCCAAAUGACUUCUUUUGGAGGUAAUGAAAUCCGUGAAGGACCAUAUAGGCCUAUGCCUACAUUUAAGGUUCAAGGACAAGUGUACCAUUUGAUCGGCUCUCUUUUGCCACCCCCUGGACUUCCGCCGUCUUACCUUCAGAUUUACUUUGUUGGGGAUGACCAAGUCCAGCUUCAAAGAAGGCAAAGUUUAUUUCAAGACCUUGAUCAUGACAUGUUGGCCGCUUUGCAAAACAUGCUUCAGAAUAAUAACGCCUACUUGCUCAGCUUCAAAACUACUUUAGAAACAUUUCCUGUAGAUUCACCUGAUUUCAAAAUUGUUAUUAGAGCCGACAGACGCCCUGCAGGGGACCACCCAGGUAGAUACAAUGAACCAACAGUCAAUGAGGUUGCUAUUUUGAUGAUUGGGGAUCCAAGUGACCAUCGAGACAUCAUUUUAAAUUCAAGAGAACAGGGUUUGAAACGAAUAUAUGAAACCCACCGAUCUUAUGAUGCCCUACAAUAUCCCCUUAUGUUUUGUAGAGGCGAAGAUGGAUAUAGUUUCAAUUUAUAUCAUGUAAACCCGGUUACUAAACAACCAACCACAAAGAAAACUAGCUCACGAGAGUUUUACGCCUAUCGCAUUAUGGUUAGAGAAGGUGAAGCAAAUCACAUUCAUAAAUUCAAACAGCUUUUGAACCAGUACUUGGUGGACAUGUACGCUAAAGUUGAGAGUGAAAGGCUGCUGUAUCUUCGUACGCACCAAAAGGAACUGAGAGCAGAGAAUUACAUACACCUUCAAGACGCUUUAAGACGAGACGACAACGUAGAAGAAAUGGGGCAAAAGAUAAUUUUACCUGCCACCUUCACUGGAGGUCCUAGAUAUAUGCAUUCUCGCACACAGGACGCCUUUUGCUAUGUUCGGAAGUUUGGUCGUCCAGAACUUUUCAUAACAAUGACAACAAAUCCAAAAUGGAUAGAAAUCACGAGUGUAAUUGGAGAAAGGCAGUCUGCUCACGACCGGUAUGAUGUGGUAUCACGAGUUUUUCAUUUGAAGCUUAACUGUAUGAUUGCUGUUCUUAUGAAAGGCCAGAUUUAUGGCUCAGUUCGCUGCUACAUGUACUCUGUUGAAUGGCAGAAACGUGGUCUUCCACACGCUCAUAUCCUGAUUUGGCUUGAAGAAUCCAUUCCUCCAAAUAGAAUAGAUCAAGUCAUUUCUGCAGAGCUUCCAAAUCCUGAAACUGAUCCUGAACUUGCAGAUAUAGUCAAGACUCACAUGCUGCACGGACCAUGCGGAGCUUUUAAUGUGCGACAGCGCAAGCUUCCCUGUAUGAAGGAUGGUCACUGUAGCAAAAGAUACCCUAGACCAUUUGUCAAUGAAACGGCAACAGGAGACAAUGGAUACCCAACAUACAGAAGGCGCUCCCCAGAUGAUGGAGGCCAUCAUGUCCUAAUCAGAGUAGGUAACGAUGAAAUCCCUAUGGACAACCGAUGGGUAGUACCUUACUCGCCUGUAUUGUCCCGAACAUUUCUAACACAUGUUAACGUUGAGUACUGUAGCAGUGUAAAAUCUAUAAAGUACAUCUGCAAGUACAUAAACAAGGGCAGUGACCAGGCCACAUUUGCAGUAAGUAAUGACACAGACGAAAUUAAAAUGUACCAAAGUGGUCGGUAUAUAUGCACAUCUGAGGCGGUAUGGAGAAUUUUAUCAUUUCCUAUACAUGAGAGGUUUCCCGCUGUGUUGCAUUUAGAGGUCCACCUUCCAAAUGAGCAAAGAGUAUAUUUCCAGCCAGGCAAUGUUCGGGAAAGAAUGGACCAAAGUACAACUCUUUUGGCCUUCUUCAAUCUCUGCCAGACGGACGCCUUUUCAAGAACCCUCCUCUACAACGAGUUGCCCUAUUAUUACACAUACUCUAAACAAAGAGGUUGGUCCAGGAGGCGGAGAGGACAACCAGUACCAGGACAUCCUGACGUGAGACAAGAUCCGUGCAUCGGUAGGGUGUACACUGUCCAUCCAAGCUGCAGUGAGCGUUACCAUCUCCGACUCCUCCUACACACUGUUCGAGGUCCAACAUCUUUUGAGGAUCUCAAGACUGUUGAUGGUGUGCUCCAUCCAAAUUUCCAAUCCGCAUGCCGUGCCCUUGGUUUACUAGAGGAUGAUGCGUGCUGGGAGGGCACUCUUGCAGAAGCUGCUGUUUCUGACAGUCCCACCAAGUUGAGGGAUCUCUUCAGUGUCUUAUUAGUAUUUUGCAAUGUGAGCAACCCUCUUGAGCUCUGGAUCAGAUUCAGAGAUUCCCUCUCAGAGGACUUUUUGAGAUCUGCACAUCAAGUCGACAUUAACACCACCUUUGAAAACAAUCCUAUCAUAUAUGACCAGUGCCUAGCAAGCAUUCAAGAGACAAUCACUCGCAUGGGAGGACUUGGGCUCGAAAGCUACAACUUACCAGUACCAGCCAUAGAUGUCAAUCAGUUAAACCAUGAUUAUAUCAGAGAGACAAGUUACGACCAUCCCGAACUCAUUAGGUUUAUUGAACAGUGUACGCCAACUCUCAACGAGGAGCAGCGCCAAGUGUAUGAGCAAGUUUUGACGAGCAUAAAUGGACAAAGAAACAAGAUGUUUUUUCUUGAUGCUCUUGGAGGUUAG
Messenger RNA from Macrosteles quadrilineatus (aster leafhopper), 4194 nucleotides. RefSeq lists its product as uncharacterized. NCBI's taxonomy places the organism in Eukaryota, Metazoa, Arthropoda, Insecta, Hemiptera, Cicadellidae. The record is from RefSeq and is a predicted model, not a curated record. The transcript has 2 exons. Bases 1 to 4194 code for a protein of 1397 amino acids.